Prunus armeniaca (apricot) is the source of this 366-nucleotide messenger RNA. The record is from the annotation of a GenBank genome assembly. Lineage: Eukaryota; Viridiplantae; Streptophyta; Magnoliopsida; Rosales; Rosaceae.
AUGUGCCUGAACUUGCUCACACCAUUCUCUCACAAAAACAAAUCACCAUCAAACAAAAAUAUCAAUCUCAAAGGCAUUGCACAAAUACACAAGCAUUGUGCUGACUUUGCUUCCGAUAAACCCUCCGACACAUGUCUUAAAUAUCAACUCCGAUCAGACCGCGAGUGCGGAGAGUAUAACGUUGACAUUUACAACAUCUACGCUCCCCUCUGCAGAAUAUCAGAAUCCAAAUCUGUCUCAACUGGUUCUGUUCAUCAUUUCGAUCCAUGCUCUAGUAAUUAUGUGGAGGCGUAUCUAAAUCUUGUUCAAGUGCAAUCAGCUCUUCAUGUUAAAGCUACGAAUUGGUCAGCUUGCGGGUAUGCCUAA